AGUUUAUUUUAUAUGUACAUUUUUUGAGAAAAUAUCUCGUAAUCAGAGUAGAUAUCAUUGUAAUAUUUCGAAGUUCCAUUAGUUAAUUAUAUUGUGAUGUGUCCUGUAGCCUCGUUUCUGUAUUAGAAGCUACUCGAGUCCAGCAUAAUGAGGACGAUUCCGACUUGGGUAGAAAAGGUUCACAAUUCCAGUAAAGUCGAACAAUGUAUAUACGACCUAUGCUUUCAUCCGGAUGGAUCUCAAUUGAUCGUAGCAGCCGGUCAGAUUUUAUUAGUGUAUAGCUGUGCUAAUGGAUCCGUGAUACAAACACUAAAAGGACACAAAGACAACAUAUACUGCGUGGAUUACAGCUUCGAUGGUAAUAAAUUCGCAUCCGGAGGAGCCGAUAAAGUCGUAAUUAUUUGGUCAUCUAAAUUGGAACCGAUAUUAAAAUAUGUGCACAACGAUGCAAUACAAUGUUUCGCUUUCAAUCCAGUAUCCGGCAUGUUGGCGAGCUGCGCCAUGUCAGAUUUUUCUUUCUGGACCCUCGAAAAUAAAGUCGUCCAAAAAUUCAAAGUAGCUUCUAGAAUAACCGCGUGUUCGUGGAAUUCGGAUGGCCAAUAUUUGGCCCUCGGAAUGGUCAAUGGAAGUAUCUCAAUACGAAAUGUGUACGGUGAUGAGAAAUACCUUAUUGAGAAAGAAGAUUCGAAUGCUGCUCCAAUUUGGGCUCUUAGUUUCAGUCCUAAAAAAUCCGACAGUGAUAUUCUCUGCGUCACUGAUUGGUCCCAUAAAUUAUCUUUUUAUUCAAUCGAUGGAAAGAAUAUUGGUAGAGAACGAAAUCUAGGAUUCGAAGCUCUCUCUGUCAACUAUAUGAUGAAAGGCGAUUACAUUUUGAUAGCUGGAUGCAAUAAGCAAUGCACGUUACUCAGUCACGAUGGUAUCAAAUUAGGCACCAUUGGAGAGGAACAAGAAUCAUGGAUAUGGUGCUGCAAAGCUCAUCCAUCGGCUCCAUUUGUGGUUUUCGGAUGUCAAGAUGGAACUAUCGCUUAUUUUCAAUUAAUUUUUAGCACCGUUCAUGGUCUGUAUAGGGAAAAAUACGCUUUUAGAGAAAAUAUGACCGAUGUGAUCGUUCAUCAUCUAAUCACCAACGAAAUAGUUCGUAUUAAAUGUCGAGACUGGGUGAAAAAAAUCGCAGUCUACAAACAUCGGCUAGCUGUUUUAUUACCAUCCAAAAUUGUCGUUUACGAAUUACUCACCAAAGACUCGAACCAAAUGCAUUAUCAAAUUAAAGAAAAACUAAAUAAGUCACUCGAAUGUAAUCUACUAGUCGUCUGCUCCGAACAUCUAAUUUUCUGCCAGGAAAAACGAUUGCAAUGCUAUACAUUCGAUGGUAAAAAUGUGGCUCAAUGGUUGAUGGAUGACGUUGUCAGGUACAUCAAAGUAGUUGGAGGAGCUGCUGGAAACGAAGGCUUGAUAGUAGGAUUGGCGGAUGGACAAGUGUUAAAAAUCUACAUAAGUAAUCCAUUUCCAACGCUUAUGAUGAAAUCUACGUCAGCUAUUUUGUGUUUGGAUUUGAGCCUUUCGAAGAAAAAACUGGCUGUGGUUAAUGACGAUAAUCAAUGCGUGGUUUACGACGUCGGUACUGAUCAAAUUGUUCAUCAGGAAUCAAAAGCAACCAGCGUGUCAUGGAAUUUAUUAUACGAAGAUAUGCUUUGUUACUCUGGUAACGAUGUACUCAAUAUUAAAGUCAACGAUUGCCAACCUCAUCAAAUGAGAUUUAGCGGUUAUGUGAUUGGAGUUUAUGGCUCGAAAGUGUUUUCUUUAAAUGGAUCAAAUAUUGUCACAAUCGAUGUGCCAUUAUCAGCUCCAAUGUAUCAAUGUCUUGAAAGAAAUCUGUUCGAAGAUGCUUUCAUGAUCGCUUCACUUGGUGUAACAGAAAACGACUGGAGAAGUUUAGCUCAAGCAGCGUUGGAAAAACUUGACCUGAAUAUCGCGAUAAAAGCUUACAGUAGGAUCAAAGAUCUACAAUGUUUGGACUUGAUUUACGAAUUCUUGGCGAGCAAAGAUCAAAAUAGAGAAGCUUUCAUGGGCGAUAUUCUAGCGUACGAAGGUAAAUUCAAAGAAGCUGGAAAAAUGUAUCAGAAAGCAGGAUGCAGUCAUAAAGCCUUAUCCAUGUAUACGGAUAUGAGAAUGUUCGAUUUAGCUCAAGAAUUCGUCAAAUCAGAAAGCAACUCCGAUAGGAAAACAUUAAUAAGAAAGAAAGCCGAAUGGGCCAAGAAUGUCAACGAACCAAAAGCUGCUGCUGAAAUGUAUUUAUCCGCCGGAGACAUCGCUAAAGCAGUCGAUAUCGCCGUAGAAAAUCGUUGGAUAGAUACAUUGAUCGACUUGGGCAAAAAAUUAGAUCAGAGUGAAACCGAACCUUUGAAAAAAAUCGCAGAUUGUUUAAGCAAACUCGACAAACCAGAAUACGCCAUUGCAAUUUAUAAUAAACUCAAAGAUAUUCCAAGUGUUGUACAGUUACACAUCAGUAUGAAAAACUGGUCGGCAGCUUUCACAUUGGUCGAGCGGAAUCCUGAGUAUGAAAACAUGUUGUAUAUACCUUACGCUCAAUGGUUGGUCGAAAAUGAUAAUUUUGUCGAAGCGCAAAAAGCUUUUCAUAAAGCUGGUAAGCCCGAGAGAGCUACGAAAGUACUGGAGAUAUUGAUAGAAAACGCGAUCGACGAAGGACGUUUCGAUGAUACUGGAUAUUAUCAUUGGAUUUUAAGCAGGCAGUUCUUAGAUUUAGCCAAUCAAGCAAACUCCGAUGAAAUGAUACAGAAAUUUUAUUUUCACGAUCGAUUGGCGAAUAUAUAUUACGCUUAUAAUGCUAUUCAGAAAUAUCUUGAAGAACCAUUCACAUCUUAUCAACCUGAAGCCUUGUUCAAUAUUGCCAGAUACCUUUUGAAUGAAGUAAAAACAGGGUGCCCAAAAGGAAUCACCAGAUUCGCUAUUUUAUACACACUCGCUAAACAAGCCAAAAGCCUCGGAGGUUUCAAAAUUGCUCGACAAGCGCUAGACUGUAUUCAGAAUUUACGAGUUCCUAAUAAUUUUCAAGAUUUCGUCGAUAUGUCCACAAUUAUGAUCAGGGCGAAGCCAUAUCACGAUAACGAAGAACUCCUAAUAAUGUGUUAUAGAUGCUCAUCUUAUAAUCCACUAGUGGUCUCAUCUGCAUCUUCGGCUGGAAAUAUAUGUUUAAAUUGUCGUCAACCUUUCGUUUCCUCAUUUGUAACAUUCGAUUUCUUGCCGUUGAUCGAAUUCCAAUUGGAAGACGGUAUCUCAGAUGAAGAAGCUAUUGAGCUACUGCGAAGUACUAGCAGCGAGUCUAUGACCAAACAAUCGACAACGAGUAGUCAAUCCGAUGGUAAUUUUCAAGCUUUAUUUAUCGAUGACUCGAGCCAAAAUAGUACUGAUCCUUUUACCGCCACUUUAAUUAAUCUUGAGGCAGAAAAUGACAGAUUCAAUCCAGUUAUCGUUAAUCGAGACACUUUACUUUCCAUGGACAUCAAUUUGGUGCUGAUUUGCCGAUGGCCAAAACCACUACGGUAUCGAUAUUACCGAAACUUGGUCCCAGAACUCCAAAUUAUCGCAUGCAGCUCUUGUUUCAAAAUCUUUCAUAUCGAUGACUACGAGAUGGAAGUUUUACGUAAAGGAUGCUGUCCAUAUUGUCGUGUUGUACCUGAGAAGAAUACUGAAAUUCAUGAGAUGGCCUCAUGAAGGUUGAUUUUUUCCAAAAAUAAUUUUGUUUUGUUAAUAAUAAAAUUUCAUUUUUUUUUUUUUGAAAAAAGUUAUGUAUUAGACAUACCUAUUUAACGAGCGAGUUUCGCUCUAAAAUUGAUUUUUAAAUUGUUCAAACAUUUACCAAAAAUUCAAAAAUGAAUACUUUUUCUAUC
Molecule: messenger RNA, 3908 nt
Organism: Planococcus citri (citrus mealybug)
Lineage: Eukaryota; Metazoa; Arthropoda; Insecta; Hemiptera; Pseudococcidae
Gene: Oseg1
Product: intraflagellar transport protein Oseg1
Exons: 24
Coding region: 148-3732 (1194 amino acids)
Biological process (GO): protein localization to cilium; intraciliary retrograde transport; non-motile cilium assembly
Cellular component (GO): intraciliary transport particle A; non-motile cilium
Molecular function (GO): protein binding
Source: RefSeq, a predicted model, not a curated record